GUGGUAGUGAGUGCUGGAGAAAGAGAGCUUCUUUUGGAGCAGUCCUGGCUGGCUACCCUGACACUCAGAAGCAGCAUGUGGAUCAGAAGGGGAUCUCCCCAACGGAUCUAAUUAAUAAAAAGUUUACAGAGCAAAUUAUUACUUUAUGGGAUGACUUCACAAGGUCAGGGAGAUGUAUAUAUAUAGUGUGGAGAGAGAAGGCUGAGAAUCAUCUACUGAACUCAACAGGGACAGAUUUGCAAGUAACAGACAGCAAAACCAUCUCCGCUAUGAAGACAACAAGAAGCUUUGCCCUUCUUGGGCUUGUGCUUCUCAUCUGCCUUUCUGAUAUUGCUAUUGCUCAACAACGGGCCUACUGCAGCACGUACCGGUUGUCUGGAGGAAUGCAUCUUGCCUGUCCCCGCAACUAUGAACCCGUCUGUGGGACUGACAGCGUGACCUACCCCAAUGAGUGCUCCCUCUGCAAACAAAUGUUCCUUAACCGAGCCAUUGACAAGAAGCACGAUGGAAGAUGUGUUAGGCUCGACUGUACUGGCUACCUGAGAUCAAGCAGAGGUCGUACAAUCCCUUGCAACCUGGAGUACAUGCCCAUCUGCGGCAGCAACGGGGUUACCUACAGAAACAAGUGCGACUUCUGCAAUGCUGUGGCGAAUGGACUGGACAUAAACCUGCACAAUAUUGGAGAAUGUUACCAGCAGGUUGACUGCAGUGGUCAUAAAGGUAGCAAUGUCAUCUGCACUGCCCAGUAUGACCCCCUUUGCGGCUCUGACGGCAAAACUUACGGAAACAAGUGCCAGUUCUGCAACGCAGUUUCGCGGAGCCAGGGAACCCUGUUCCUCAAACACCGUGGUGAAUGCUGAGCACUGGAGCCAUACCCUUUGCCCUGAUUUUUCCCCUAUGAAUCCUACAAUCAAACAAGCUCUCUCCUGCUCCCUCGACUGUUGCACAUUGGUCUCUACUUUGAUUGAUCAAUAAAUUAAAUGCAGCCACUCUCUUUGCCGUGGACUGGUUUUAGGGUUUGGUUGUUGGAUUUUUUUUCAGG
Molecule: messenger RNA, 1042 nt
Organism: Phalacrocorax carbo (great cormorant)
Lineage: Eukaryota; Metazoa; Chordata; Aves; Suliformes; Phalacrocoracidae
Source: RefSeq, a predicted model, not a curated record